This is a messenger RNA of Owenia fusiformis, 1444 nucleotides long. NCBI's taxonomy places the organism in Eukaryota, Metazoa, Annelida, Polychaeta, Sabellida, Oweniidae. The record is from the annotation of a GenBank genome assembly.
CAAAACAAUAGUAUAUCUAACAGUAGCCUUCCAGUAUAACACAAUGGCAGUGCCACAAAACACAUUACAAGAGAAGAUCUUACAGACGUUAGCUCAACAAGAUGGUGUGUUGUUUGCAAGGAGAGCUAUUGUACACCGUGGUGGAUAUAAUGGAAGGAACAUCCUAGGAAAGAACAGUAGUUUUAAGCCAGAAUGUGUAGAUGAUAGAGGUUAUGUUCCCGUAGAGUGGUGGGUCAUGUCAAACACAACAGCCGAGAACACAAUACCAAAAGAAAAUGAGGGUUUGACAAAACUACUAAUUGAUGAAGAGGAGAUUUUUCUGACUGAUGCCCUAGCUGUUGCUGAGCAACAGUUGUUUGGUUGUUAUGGCAACAAGUGGCCAUUGGUUAAAGUUUUGGACAUUGGAGGAGAUCUGGUGGAGACAUCUUUUGGGACUAAAGAGGUGCCACCUAUCCCAUGCCAUGUUCACGCAGGUGAGUUCAAAGAUGGAAGAUGUUGCAUGGAGGAUGGUAAAUUAGAGGCUUACUUCAUGUUACCAGUAGACUGUCCACCUUACAAUAUAUACUUAGAAAAGGUUAUUACAAGACUUGGCUUGAAGCCCCAAUGUAGCAAAGAGGACCUUGUGAAGGCAAUGAAACAGUUUGGUUUUGACGACUCUUGCUACACCUUACUGAGAAGCUACCAGGUUCAGCCUUACGAUUGCUGGACAAUUAAACCGGGCAUGGUGCACUCACCUGGGCCUUGGCCAACCUUAGAGGUGCAAAGACCCCAGGAUGAUGCAAACCAUUUAGCAUGGGUACUCGGCUAUGUUGAACCAGACCAGAUUAAGCGAUCAACAAAAAAGUCCCAGGAACAGUUGAGAGGUGUGCCAGAUGAACAAGGUCUGCUAGAUCACAUGGUUGAUUUUGAUGGUUCAAGGGAUCCAGAAUUUGAAAGCAGAUGGCGCCAUAAGUGUCUUGAAAUCUCAUCUGGUAAAUGGGGGCGACACUUUCAAAUAUUUUUUGGAGAGUUUUAUGGAGAAGGAAUGGAGAUCAAUUCAAAUUCUCAUUGGGUUCGGGAAUUAGAUGAACGACCAUAUAUGGCAAUUGUAUGGAGUGGAAGCGGGAAAAUUCAAGGCAAGUUGGUAAGUGCAGAAAUUGAUGGCACUCAAGAAAUACUAGUGACACCUGGUACAAAAGUGACAAUUGAGAAUACAGAUGCCGUGAAUAAACUGUUGGUUUAUGCAGUUUUCCCAAUCAGAAAAGAUGCAACAAACAGCUUAAACUAAUUAAUGAUGAAACAUGUGAUUACCAUCAACAUUAUGCUUCAAAUUUUGUUGAAUAUUUGAAAUUAUUGAGAAUAAUAGAAUAACUAUUGUUAGGGUCUCUUUAAUUGUAAAAAUGUUGAUAGAAUACUCUUGUACACUUUUAAGUUGAUACCCUAGCCCUUAUUUUCCAUGGUUUAG